Molecule: messenger RNA, 6415 nt
Organism: Pristis pectinata (smalltooth sawfish)
Lineage: Eukaryota; Metazoa; Chordata; Chondrichthyes; Rhinopristiformes; Pristidae
Gene: phf19
Product: PHD finger protein 19
Exons: 15
Coding region: 216-1982 (588 amino acids)
Biological process (GO): chromatin organization; regulation of DNA-templated transcription
Cellular component (GO): nucleus
Molecular function (GO): DNA binding; chromatin binding
Source: RefSeq, a predicted model, not a curated record
AUGGCGACUUGUGGGGCAGGGAGCUGUGACUGUAACUGGACAUAUUGACACUCCCCCUCGUCGGGUAGCGGUGCGGUGGAUGCGUCGGGGACGGAGUGAUUCGCCUGGAAGGGCUUUUGUCGACAGGAGCUUGACCCAGAAGCGACAGACUGCGGUAAAGUGGAAGCGUAUGAGAGUGAGCCAGGCAGGAACUGGAGCAGUAAGAGGAGGAGCUGAUGGAGAAAGGCACAUUGGAGCUGAGCGAUGUUGGUAUCAUCAACAAAAAGAUCGAAAAAAUCUCUGUCAAACCUCUGCAAAAUGGAACUGUGCAUGUACAACAGGAAUGUGCAUUUACAGAAGGACAGUAUGUCUUAUCCAGAUGGACAGAUGGGUUGGUCUACCUUGGAAAAAUCAAGAAGGUGAACAAACAUAAGCAAAAUUGCCUUUUAGUCUUUGAAGAUAAUUCUGAAUUUUGGAUUCUUUGGAAGGAUAUACAGCAUGCGGGAGUUCCGGGUGAAGAGCCGAAAUGUAAGGUCUGUUUGGAAAAAAACUCCAUGCCUCCCAACGAAAUUUUGAUUUGUGGCAAGUGUGGUCUAGGUUAUCAUCAGCAAUGCCACAAUCCCAAAGUUGACAGAACAACAAAUGCAUCCACCGCUCCCUGGUUCUGUCGGCAGUGUAUAUUUGCAUUGGCUGUCAGGAAAGGAGGUGCUUUGAAAAAGGGACCAUUCGCUAAAGCCUUGCAGAGUGUCAAGCAGGUUUUGCCCUACAAUAUGCAUGAACUUAAUUGGGAUUCUCUGCAUAGAACUAAUCUGCAGCAGUGUUACUGUUACUGUGGAGGACCUGGAGAGUGGUACCUGAAGAUGCUUCAGUGCUGCAGAUGUAAGCAGUGGUUUCACGAAGCCUGCACUCAAUGCCUGAAUGAAGCCAUGAUGUUUGGAGACAGAUUUUAUUUGUUUGUCUGUUCUGUGUGCAAUAAAGGACCUGAAUAUAUCAAACGCCUACCCCUCAGAUGGGUAGAUGUUGUGCACCUCGUUUUAUACAAUUUAGGAGUCCGUGGCAAAAAGAAAUAUUUUGACUUUGAAGAGGAAAUAUUAAUAUUUAUUAAUCAAAACUGGUCGAGCCUCCAACUUGGAAAGCUGACAGAAACAGCAGUGCUUGAACGAAAGCAACAUCUCCUCGAUGCUUUAAACAGCUAUAAAAGCCGAUUUAUCUGUGGUAAAGAAAUUAAAAAGAAAAAAUGUAUUUUCCGUCUCCGUACUCGAGUACCACCAGUUCCUCCGAAUAUUAUUUUGCCUGAUAACAUUGGCCAAUUGACUGAUCAUGCUUGUAAUGAGAUCAAGAGGAGAGGAAAAAACAUGUUAGUGUUUGCGCCUAAGUAUGGCCCCCUACCAGAUGUACCACAGGCUCGCCGGCGGCAGCUUCCACUGAAGUGGGGGCAAAGAAACAGGAAAUCAAGCUGGUUUCUGCAGGAUGCUGUCCCAAAGAGUGACUUCUCCACAGCUGAGAGCACAAGCUACCAUUUGGCAAACAUAUUUGACUUUACAGUGGAUGAUAUUCAGAGUUUGAAAAGUUACAGCGAUCGCUCCGAAGGAACCUUUAGCUCCGACCUCGAUUUGACAGAUGCAGCAAGUACAUCUGGAUCUGCCUCCACAAGCGUGUCUGGGGACUCCAGAAAGACCGUGGGGAGUCGUAAAAGAAAGGCACCGAUGGAAUAUUCGUUAAAUGCCAAAAACAGCCGUAAGGAAACCAUCUACACACGUACAGCUAAUGGAAUGGGUCGGGCAGAACAAUCGAUGGAUAAUAAUUACCUUAACGUCCACACCUUUGAUAGUAUGAGUGAUGAUGAAACCUCCCUGUCCAACCUUAAAUCCUCCAUCACUAAUUAUUUUGGUGCUGCAGGCAGGCUGGCUUGUGGUGAAAAGUUCCAGGUCCUUGCCCGCAGGGUUACUCUGGAUGGGAAUGUGCAGUACCUCGUUCAAUGGGAAGGUUCCACUCCAUACUGAGUCACAACUGGAGUCGCAAUUCCAUUUGGUAACCAUAGGGCCACAGUGCUACAGAGCCGGGACUGAACAGGGCUCAAAACUAUCUCCUGUACCUGUUGCAAGGUGAAAGUUAGCUGCUGUGGAACCAUCACAUUUACCAGAAAGAGACAUUUAAUCGAAGAUUUGAGUUCUCUUUAGGCACUUGCUGUACUAAUGCAUUUUUAAAAAAAAAUUAGUACAGAACAGGCUUUUUGCUGCUAGUUGUAGCUAGUGUUAGUUAAUACCCAACUGAAGAGCAUUUUCAGUGCAAUCCAGGUAUGCAUUUGCCAUGAAUGAAUAUUAGACUGGCUCUGACCAGCUGGGCAAGUGAAUUGCAUUCAUCCACUGAGUAAAAUCAAACGUAGAGUUAAUGAGGAGAUCAGCUGGGAUUCAACCUCUUUGACAAAGUGGAGUUGCCAACCGGUGUAGCCCCCCACCCCCCCCUUGCUCCUGUCUCACGUGUUCUUGUUUGUCUUUUGGAUUACAUUGCUGAUGAGUUGAUUUGCAGCCACAAUUUAAAGGGGGGGGGGGGGGGGUUGUGCUUUCGGGAAGGAAGACGGGAAGUUUUAAUUUUAUUAAUUGACUAAGGUGGAGAUGUGAAUGUAAGUGGAUUGUGAUUUUUGCAGAUUUUAAAAACAAGUGAUUGGAAGUGGAUGAUGUAUACUGAGAAUGUGGGAAUAGGCCUCACAAGGGUGACCUGGUAGGCUCCACUGUAGCUGCUGCACAUUUAAUGCUGUUUUUAAUGUAAUCUAUUUCCAUAUACAGCUCUGCUUUAGAUUUAGAAUCACACCAGCUUAUCAUGUAGCCAGUUGUGACUGAUCAAAGUACAGCUAGCUUUUGAAAGACUGGCCUCAGCUGCUUAAACUCUUCUAUUAGCCAGCUUUAUGAAAAGAUUUUAAUUUUGGCAAAAGCCAACAGCCUUGUUUAUUGGCUGAAGCAAUCUCUGACAGGACAACGUACUACGCAGUUGAAUUGUUGCUGCUGCAGGUCCCACUCUCCCCUGGGUACCUACAUGUCCCAUGCAACUUUCAAAAUGGGGAAUGUAUAGAAUGCUUGAGACAAUGUGAAUUGAUGAAUUUUGAGGCUGCUGCUCUUGCUAUGUGGAUCUGCCUUUUUUUGGGGCAGAUGUCACACAUUGCAUUUUUUACCCUUUGAGAACUGGCUUGACAUUCCUGCAUUGGCAUCCAAAGUAGAACUGGGCUGCUCAUUUUCCCUCCACAGCAGUAGUGUGGUGUGCUGGUCACACUACAGUUCCCUAUUUUUUCCUUUUCACCCGUAAAGUCAUUUGUGUUUUCAUUUGCUGCUUGAAAGAUUCCCUGCUGCUCCCAUUCUUAAUGGGGCACUUUAACUUAAGUGUGGAAUUUUGGUAGACUUGCAUUGUCCAGCUCCACUGUUUUUAUCUGGUGUCCUGCGCCUUCACUUGUUAACCUGAGGGAGAGAACAGGCAUGACAUAUUGGAAAGAAUAGUUUAAUUUUAAAGAAAGCACUCUAAUCUAAAUAAAGAAUGAAUCUGGCAGGAGUAAAGUCUUCACCAAUCCUUCUCUCGGGGAACUGACAGAGCGGAGAACUGACAGAGUAGUCAACUGCCCUCCCUUGAUCAAGUGAGUGUCGACAGGCUAUCCUCCUAUGGAAGGCAUCAUGGCUCACACUCGGCCAGUGUUGGUACAAGGGCACAGGCUAGCAAUCAGAAGCAGGAAUCUUAUUUGAUUGCUCUCAUUUUGUUUUCUGGCCUGUAGUUCAUCUGUAUUGGGUGAGACCAACACAAGGGUGAGCAAGGGUUAAGCUCUGGGCAUCUAACCUCAGCUUUGCACCAUUGAUGCACAAAGCUAACUGAGCUGCAGCACUGCUUUAAUGAUUCACUUUAACAGGGAAGGGAAGAGGUGUGGACGUUGAAAGCUGUAGAAAUGCUGUUUCUUCUCAAAGGGUUAAGCUUUAAUAUAUUUGUAUGUGCCAACCUGGUGUUGCAAAUGAAAUGCUAAGGGACAUCAGAUGCUUUAGUUCCUAUUGAUAAUCAAAGUGUAUGAUUUAUAUUGUCACAGUUAAAUGUUUUUGAUACAAAAGUGAAGGUAGUUCUACAAAUUCUUCUAAAUACUUUUCAAGCACAACAACUGUUACAGCCUUUAUAAUGAUAAUAGUAGAUUCCUCUCUAUGAAUACCAAAGGUAUUUUUAUUUUUAAGUGAGGGAAAUAUAUCCCCUGUGCAAGAAUUAUUCAUUUGAACUUUGUUUCCAAAAAUACCAGAAGCUUGAUCUUAUGAGAUCAGAUUAAGCUGUUCUUGAACAUACUCUGUAUUAGGUAUUUAAUGGAGACGGAUCACCUUUCUUGGUUUAAAAAAAGUGGUUCAGUAUUCAAAGUGGCAUUUUCACAUGUGCAAUACAUUGAUAAUUGUGAAUAUUGGCUUCUUAAAACAGGCCCUUGGCCAAAGACUCACAACCUUUGGUUGUUGACUGCGCUCCCCUCAGCUCGUGUUGCUGAAUUCCUAAACAAUGUCUCCAUCACCUCCCGAUUGGACGACCAAAACAUACUCCUCACUGCCCCCCAGAAACCUGGUGCCACAUCCGAUCUAGCACCAAGACCUGUUCCACCAUCACCUGUGGGCCUGUCAGUAAAUGAUUGAAGCAGCCUCUUGAUUUGAACAUUUUCAUCCUUGAUUUUUUUUUCAACCCCUCCCUGCCCUCCUGCUCCCUACGAUCUCCUAUAUACUUCUGCUCCUCCUGUUUCUUGCCUCUUGAUCAUCCCCAUUGGAUCUGCUCUGCCAUUGACAGUUGUGCCAAAGCCCUGAAUUCCCUUCUUAAACUGCUUCAUCUCUCUAUCCCCUCUCUCCGUCCUCCUUGAAGGCAAGACUUUUGAUGAAACCUUUAACCUUCUACCCUUUUUACCCCAUGAAGUGUUAAGUUUUGCUUGUGACCAAUCCUGCAAGGUAUUUUGGGGGUGUCUUACCAUGAAAAUGACUCUGUAAAGGGUUGGUGUUGUUUUAGUUUUCUACAGAGAAGCUGUUACAAAAGUAACACCUUCUCUGUAGAAAACUAACAGUUGUUUAUCAUAUGAGGAGCAUUUGAUGUCUCUGGGCUUGUACUCAAUGGAGUUCAGAAGAAUAAGGGGGGAAAUCUCAUUGAAACCUACCGGAUACUGAAAGGCCUGGAUAGAGUGGACAUGGAGAGGAUGUUUCCAUUAGCAGGAGAGUCUAGGAUUGAAGGGCACAGCCUCAGAAUAAAGGGACGUUCCUUUAAAACUGAGGUGAGGAGGGAUGUCUUGAGCCAAAGGGUGGUGAAUCUGUGGAAUUAAUUGCAACAGAGGGCUGUGGCGGCCAAGUCACUGGGUGUACUUAAGGCAGAGAUUGAUGGGUUCUUGUUUCUUGAGGGGGUUAAGGAUUAUGGGGAGAAAGUGAGAGAAUGGGGGUGAAAAAAAAAUCAGCCAUGAUUGACUGGCGGAGCAGACUCAGUGGGCUGAAUGGCCUAUUGUGCCCCUAUAUCUCAUGUAAGUACCAGUUAAUUAAAUGGAAACAAAGAGGGAGAAAUUAGUCUUGGGCUGUUGUGGAGUAAAACAGGAGACCACUUGGGGUAGCACUGCCUCAUUUGCUGCUUUAAGUCCCGUGUAGUCUAACCCUGUCUGCCAAUUCACUACUGAAGUAAAUCUGCUGGAUAUGAAGUUAAAACCUAACAGGCAACCACCCAUGCCCAAUCCAAACCUGUCCCAAGCCCAAGUUUUCACACACAACCAUCACCAGAAGCAUAACAAUCCCAACCAUGGUACUGUCCAGAAUCCCGUCAGACAGCUAGCCUGCGCUCAUCCCACUCAAUACUGCAGGGGCCCAAUCACUUAAAACUUUGUCCCCACUCAAAACCCUUUAGCCACAUUCUUUCCUCACCCUUCACUCUUCCUGUCAAACUCACCAGCUCUCCAUCCUGAAGAACCUCUUGGACCCAAGUUGCAUCUCCUCAGAUCUUUCUGCCGCCUUCAGCAGGAACUAUUCCUGACUCUGGGUGGGAUGGUCCCAUUCUGAGAUCGAUCCUUCACUGGAGAGACACAGCCUCACACCAGCUGUGCAGUGAUACUGGCUGAUCCCUCAGCAGAGAGUUUCUGAAAUGGCCGAACCACAAGGUCAGAUCCUGCUGGACAUGAGUUCCAGUCAGAUUUUCACAAGAGAUGAAGGUGAAUUUCAUUCUCACAGUGAUUAAUGGACAUUUAAGAUUCAAAAUCCUGGAAGUGAUGUUUACCUUUGAAGUCACACACCUGGGAGGGGUAAUAGUUGGACCUUGCUUUGCCCAUCCUUAGGAGAGGAAGAGAAGACAAACAUCCUGCAGCCUCAUGGGUCCAGGAACUCCCAAAUAGUGAACCGUGUAAUGCUGGGGAUCCUCAUCGAUCGACUGAAUCAGCAGUCAGGGCCUUGUUCCAGGACCCCUGGCAGAAAUUGGA